AAAUUUUCCAACGUAAUCCAUAUUUGUUUUUCGUUUUAGCUGGAAUUAUUUCCAAUUGAUCUGUAAAUUCAUCUAAUUCACGUUUCCCUCUUUCGAUUGAUACCAAUUAUUAUAUAUUUCGUUUCUUAAAGAUAUAUCUAGGGUUAGGGUUGUCGAUCUCCUCACACGUCGUAUAAUUUCUCGAUCCAUCGUUUUAUUUUCCUAUUGAAUCGAUUUUCAUCAACACCCCCUUUUAAAUUGUGAUGUUAAUUUCACAUUUUUCGUCCUCGAUUGAUAUCUAGGGUUCUUAUUUUUUCGAUCUAUCACUGGGCUUGCCAGAUCUGUAAAUUAUCAAAGGGAUUUCUCUUGAUUCGUUUCUAUUUGGUCAAUUCUUCUCUAUUCCACUCUUGAUUUGGCUGGUUUUUGGGUAGGCCGGAAUCUAGGGUUAGGGCUUUCUUGUGAUUUGGGGAUUUUUAAUUUUUUUUUCCUAGCUUAAGCUUCUGAGCUUAAGAUUAUUACUUUGGUUCUUCUGCUGAACGUUCUAGUUUAGUGAAGUUGGCUUGAAUUAUUAUCUGAGCUUCCCUUUACAGAGGUUGGAAAUGGGAUUCAAACGCCCUUUGGAUGACAACAAGUUUCAUGAGCUCCCGAUUAAACAUUCUAGACAUUUUGGCUUUAACGACAAGUCGAUGCAGUUUGAAGAGUUUAUUCCACGUCACGCUGUUUCUCAGAGUCCUCUUGCCACGGUUGAUGAGGGAGAUCUUUUGAAACCCCAAGGACGUGAAACCUUUGGUGAAGAGUCCAGUUUUGUUUACCCGGGUCUUGACAUGGAUGGUUAUUUUGAUCGGGUCAUGGAAGAUUGCCACGGAGAAGAUGCAACUCACUCUCCUCAUUCUGCAGAGUAUUUUGAGACUUUCUAUUCUUACCUCUUGGAUCAACCUGCUAGAAAGCAAGUGCCCAUUGGACCAGAUCAUCAAGCCAUGAUUCCUGAAUGGGAAGGUGGUCUGAAUGCGAACCUAGAACCUUUAGGCACUGGUGUUAUUCCCAUGCCGGCACAUAUGAAUGACAUAGUAGGGAAAGGUAGAGAGUUCUGUGUCUGCCAGGACAUGGAUUCUAUAAGGUGUGUACGCCAACACGUCAAAGAAGCUAGAGAAGAAAUGGUUAAGGUGCUUGGAUUUGAGAAAUUCAGAGACCUAGGGUUCUGUAAUAUGGGAGAAGAAGUUGCACAGAGCUGGAGCGAUGAAGAUGAGCUACUUUUUCAUGAGGUUGUUUAUUCCAACCCCGUGACGUUAGGUAGGAACUUUUGGAAGCAUUUGGAAGCUGCGUUUUAUUCCCGAACCAAGCACGAGAUUGUUAGCUACUACUUUAACGUUUUUGUCCUGAGACGAAGAACCACACAGAAUAGGUCUAUGAUAUUGGAUAUUGAUAGUGACGAUGAUGAAUGGCAUGGAGGUUAUGGAGGUGGAUCUUUGGGUACUCAAUAUGUCGAAGAAGAAGACUCUGCUGUCGAUUCUCCUCUUCAUCAAGAGACAGAAAAAAAUAAUGAGAUAGUGCAUCCACUCCAUCAGGGAGAAGGUGAAGAAGAUACCAGUGUUAGUGACAAUGAUGAAGAUGAUACUGGACUGUGUGACGAGGACAAGAUGAAUGCUGAAUAUAUGGAUAUGUUUUAUCUGGGUGCAAUGACGAGGGAUUGA
Messenger RNA from Eruca vesicaria subsp. sativa (arugula), 1670 nucleotides. Lineage: Eukaryota; Viridiplantae; Streptophyta; Magnoliopsida; Brassicales; Brassicaceae. The record is from the annotation of a GenBank genome assembly.